AUGUAUUCCAACAUCCGCCACCACCAGAAAAUUUUCAAAAUGACAAAAUCAAUUCCAUUAUCUUUCGCCCUUUUCUUCACAAUCUCUUUUUUCACACAACCGGUUACAGCCGAGAUCAAAUCCUUAAAGAUCGAUCAAGACAAUCGUCCGAUGAUCCUUUUCGAACAAUUUGGAUUCACCCACAAAGGAUUUGCUUCCGUAUCAAUCUCAUCCGUCUCCGUCACAGCCGGUUUAUCAAAACCCGACCCGUCACAUCUCGGUUUUUUCCUUCUUUCUCAAGGCUCAAUAAAUCAAGUUAUUAUGGAACUUGAACAAAAGCCUAAUUCGUGUAUUAUAGAUUCAAAAUUUAUCUCUCUUUUGUUCACCUUCAAAGAUCUUUCUCCACCCCAUCAUUCAUCUCAUAAUAAAUUCUACGCUGUUGGUUAUCCCGGAGAGUACUCGUUGUUUUUCGCUAAUUGUAACCCCGGAUCACUUGUUUCAAUGGAUGUCCGUACCGAGCUUUAUAAUAGCGAUGAUGGAAAACAUAAGGAUUACUUAUCCGCGGGUCUAACCAUGCUCCCCGCGUUUUACUUUAUUUUUUCGAUUAUAUAUGUAUGUUUCUUGGGGUUUUGGAUCGUUGAAUGCUGUAAAAGCAAGUUAUCUAUUCACCGGAUUCAUUUCCUUAUGGCGGUGUUGCUUCUUGCAAAGGCGCUUAAUUUGAUUUGUGCGGCUGAGGACAAACAUUACAUUAAGGUUACAGGUACGCCUCAUGGAUGGGAUGUGUUGUUCUACACGUUUCAGUUCUUGAAGGCGGUGCUAUUGUUCACCGUUAUUGUUUUGAUUGGUACGGGAUGGUCAUUUUUGAAACCAUUUUUGCAAGAAAAGGAGAAAAGGAUUUUGAUGAUUGUGAUUCCACUUCAAGUUCUGGCAAAUAUAGCUUCUAUAGUGAUUGGAGAAAAUGGUCCUUACAUUAAGAGUUGGAUAACUUGGAACCAAGUGUUUUUGUUAGUAGAUCUUAUAUGUUGUUGCACCAUUCUUUUCCCUAUAGUGUGGUCGAUUCGUUCAUUAAAAGAAACGUCUAAAACAGAUGGGAAAGCUGCUAGGAAUUUGGCAAAGUUGACUCAUUUUAGGCAAUUCUAUGUUUUGGUUAUUGGAUACUUGUAUUUCUCAAGAAUCAUUGUUUUUUGUUUGAAAACAAUCACGGCUUAUAAGUUUCAAUGGGUGGCUAAUGCGGGAGAGGAAGUAGCGAAUCUCGUGUUCUAUAUGGUGAUGUUUCACAUGUUUAGGCCAAUUGAUAAUAAUGAGUACUUUCUGAUUGAUGAUGAGCAAGAAAAUGAAGCCGAGAGAUAUCUGCAGCAAGAGGAGUUGGAGCUUUGA
Molecule: messenger RNA, 1356 nt
Organism: Erigeron canadensis
Lineage: Eukaryota; Viridiplantae; Streptophyta; Magnoliopsida; Asterales; Asteraceae
Product: protein CANDIDATE G-PROTEIN COUPLED RECEPTOR 7-like
Exons: 3
Coding region: 1-1356 (451 amino acids)
Biological process (GO): transport
Cellular component (GO): Golgi apparatus; membrane
Source: RefSeq, a predicted model, not a curated record